This is a messenger RNA of Caenorhabditis sp. 36 PRJEB53466, 1081 nucleotides long. The record is from the annotation of a GenBank genome assembly. NCBI's taxonomy places the organism in Eukaryota, Metazoa, Nematoda, Chromadorea, Rhabditida, Rhabditidae.
AUGAACUUCCUCGCCCUUCUCCUCCUAUUCACCAUUCUCCUAGCCACUGUCGCUAGUCAGGUACGGACCCAAUUCACUUUUUAUCCAUGUCAAAUUCAAAUUUUCAGGGUAUAAUCCGUGAGAAACGAGGUCUUCGCAAGGCAUUCCGUGCGAUCCGUGACUCCGCGCUUCCGUCGUUCGGCGCGGCAGCUGGAGGUGCUCUGGGAGCCCGUGCCGGUGGAAUCAAGUUUGGAAAGGGGAAAGGCAAAUAAAUAUUGUACUGUUUUUGAUGGCGAGUAAACAAUUGAUAAACUUUUGAAUUGAUAAGCUUCAAAAACACAAACAGCAUGUUCCCCAAGCUUCUACUUUUCCUAUUCUUCUCCACAAUCCUUCUGGAUGCAGUCCUGUCAGACACCCGUGGCCUGGAGCCCCCAUUGGCCACUCUUCUGCCUUCAGAUGACAACGACGUCGGCAAUCCGUAUCGAAUUGGCGACGGCGUCAAGUUCGUCACAAGAAAGAAGACCCGAUAAUACAGAUUUCGUGAUGUUUGAUCUUUGCGACGUUAUAAAAAUAAAAGUCUUAAUCGAAUUAUGAAGAUACAUAAAUAGGCCAACUCAGGGAGGGCUUUUCAAAAAAAAAAAUGCAGUUUCUUCUGGUCCUUUUGCUCGUUCUCGGAGCCAUGCUCCUGAAAUCGCCGCUCUUGAAGAUCUGACCCUUAAAUUAAAUGUGAGUUUGAUAAAUUCGGCCAAAAAUGGAUCUCAACCACUCAUUUUUGGAACUCUAAGCCCAAAUAGGUCCCGUAAUUAAUACACCAGUUUCUAGACAGUUUCUAGAAGGCUCAACCGCGAGGUCCAAAGUAUGUACCCCGCUACUCGGUCCUAAAAUAUUCUAAUUCAUAAAGUUCAAUGGUCCAGCCACUGGGACCACAUCAUCAAACUUGCAGUCGGUGCCUCCAUUCGCUGACAUCUUCUUGGCCCGUACCUACACACGCAGACAUGGCGGUCGGCGUGGCUCCCUCGGCGGCUACAGAACAUACGGUCCCCGCAGAUUCAUGGACAUGGACGACACGUGGUACCUCAAUUAUCUGUCCGAGGGAAAAUGA